Molecule: messenger RNA, 2292 nt
Organism: Schistocerca piceifrons (Central American locust)
Lineage: Eukaryota; Metazoa; Arthropoda; Insecta; Orthoptera; Acrididae
Product: probable maleylacetoacetate isomerase 2
Exons: 7
Coding region: 140-793 (217 amino acids)
Biological process (GO): L-phenylalanine catabolic process; glutathione metabolic process
Cellular component (GO): cytoplasm; mitochondrion
Molecular function (GO): glutathione transferase activity; maleylacetoacetate isomerase activity
Source: RefSeq, a predicted model, not a curated record
UCUGCCGCGCGUAGCGCUUGAAUCAAACUCGGUUAUACUUGUUUUAUCUUUGAAUUAACAAGUAGUGGUGAUAAAUAAGUAUUAAAAAACUAGUGAUUAAACAUUCUAUUCGUACCUGCAGAAAGGAAAAAGACGCAAUAUGUCUGUCAUUGGAAAGCCCGUUUUAUAUUCGUACUGGAGGAGCUCUUGUUCCUGGAGAGUUCGAAUAGCAUUAAAUCUGAAAGAAAUACCAUAUGAUAUUAAACCAGUAAGUCUGAUAAAAGCUGGAGGUGAACAACAUUGCAAUGAAUAUCGUGAAAUAAACCCAAUGGAGCAAGUUCCAGCCCUCCAUAUUGAUGGACACACUUUGGUUGAAUCUCUGAGCAUCAUGCACUAUUUAGAGGAGACCAGACCUCAGCGACCUCUUAUGCCCCAAGAUGUCCAUAAAAGAGCGAAGGUCCGAGAAAUAUGUGAGGUAAUCGCAUCAGGUAUCCAGCCACUACAGAAUCUUAUAGUUUUGAUUUAUGUAGGAGAAGAAAAGAAAAAAGAAUGGGCACAGCACUGGAUCAAUAGAGGAUUCCGAGCUGUAGAGAAGUUGCUUUCAGCAAGUGCAGGGAAAUAUUGUGUUGGAGAUGAAAUUUCCCUAGCAGAUUGCUGCCUUAUACCUCAGGUGUUUAAUGCUCGCAGGUUUCAUGUAGAUCUUCGCCCCUUCCCAAUAAUUCUUCGUAUUGAUCGUGAGCUUGAGAAUCACCCAGCUUUCAGGGCAGCACAUCCAUCCAACCAACCAGACUGUCCACCAGAAGCUACAAAAUAAGUAAUCGUUUAUGUAAUUGAGAAGUGUACUAACUUCCACAAAUAGUUAAGACACAGUCAUACCUGUAUAACCUACAGACAUUAUUUCAGUUUUAAGCUAAUCUGAUAUGAGAGAUUAAUGGAUUAGACUCAUCACAUUAUUUUAUUUUGAUGUGAGCCUAUGCUUUUUAGAACAGUACUAUUGUAAAAGCCUCUUUGUAUCAUUUGAGGCUAUCUUCCAAGAAAAUAUGUUAAACAAUACAGUAGAUGAACUUACAUGUCUCUUUAGCCUUAGUGCAGCUUGUAGUUUUGUCUAAUGAGUAAAAUACAGAAACAAUUUAUAAGACUGAUAAUUUGUGUUCAGAAAUUGCGAUAGAAUUUCCUGCAUAGUGAAUUUGUAAGACACAUUUCUGUAAGAAAUUUUUUAACAACAGUGUAAAGCGUACAAUACUGUUUUAAUACCAUAGUACACACAUUGCAUGUUAUAUACUAUCAAGCCACAUAAUAGAUGUUGAAAUAGUUCCAUAUGUAGCUACUCCCAUCUGAAAAAGUAAUUAGGUUUGUAUAUAAAAAUGUAACAAUAUGUACAUACAUCAUGUACGUCUAAUAUAAUUUUGUUAGUGAUUUUGACUUUUGUAAUUUUGUAGCCAGUGAUUUUUUUCCUGGAAUAUUUCUUUGUGCUUUACAUGGUUGUCCCUUUCUGUGUUAACAUUAAUGUUUAUUUAUACAAAUUUGUCCAAUGAGAUUGUAUGUUCAUUUGUUUUUAAAUUUGUUUGCCCACUUGGAAGCUAAUAUUUUUUGUUAUUUAUUCCCCAUUAUUAUUAGUAUUGUGGAAUGUUCUGGUGCACAAUGUCUCAGUGCUUCAUGUAACGUAAUGUGCGACUUAACACAAACCUUGAAUAUGCUAACAUAUGAAUUGAAACCAUUGUAAGAUUAAUGAGUAACUGUCCUUUAUCAUGGAAAAUAAGAUCUUUGCAUAAUAGAACAGUCAUUAAGUGCAGUUGUCAGUUUAUACGUCUGUGAGACAUUUUCAAUAUGAAGUUUACGAUAGAGAUGGAAAUUUUGGCUGAACUUGUUGAAAUUUACAGAAAGAUAGUUAUACUUUCCGUUGUGUAAAUGUUGUUUCAGUUAAACAAUGGAAAAUCCAGGCUGGAAUAAUGACAGUAUUAUGAAAAGGAUAGAUUGCUAGUCACCAUGUAGUGGAGAUGCCGAGACGAUGAUAGGCACAACAACAAGAUUGCUAAACAAGUAAGCAUUCCGCCAAAAGACCUCCUUAAACACAACUCAUUCACUCGACCAUUGUCUUUGGCUGCUAGGCCUGGCUGCAGGCCUUUUGACCAAAAUUUAACGUGUGCCUAUCUCAGCAUCUCCACUACAUGGUGAGUAACAAUCUAACCUUACAUAAUAUUUUUGUUUCAGUUAAUGUCUCUUGUAAGCCUGAGAUAUUGUUUCUACCAUGUUAACUGGUAAAGAAUGGUAAUGUCUUCAAAAUGGACAGACAGGUGCAAGCAUAAUCCUCCC